Jatropha curcas is the source of this 4484-nucleotide messenger RNA. Its product is annotated as DEA(D/H)-box RNA helicase family protein. Gene Ontology annotation, molecular function: helicase activity; ATP binding; RNA binding. The record is from RefSeq and is a predicted model, not a curated record. Gene Ontology annotation, cellular component: intracellular anatomical structure; nucleus. Lineage: Eukaryota; Viridiplantae; Streptophyta; Magnoliopsida; Malpighiales; Euphorbiaceae.
UAGCGUAGCAAGACUAAACUCUCUUCCGCCAUUUCUGUCUGACUAUCAGUUUAUGAUAACUCAAAGCCAGUAGUAACCACCGCAGUUAGAAUCUAACAGAAUUUCAGUCAUCACCACCAAAAACGACACGGUCGUUCACCCCGCAUGCUCUCUUCCCUUCUCUUUAAUCUACCAUUUCAGCAAAUUCCCUUGAACUCACACCGGAAAACCCUAAAACCCUCACUUUCCCCUUCCUCCUCCACUGCAAUGAAGGACCGGUCGCCUUCUUCGUACGGCGCCGUUUAUGUCCCUCCUCACCAGCGUCUCCGUUCCAUCAUCACCGUGCAGAAUUAUAGCUCCGCCUCUUCUGCUUCUCCAAUCGAGUGUAAAGUUCCUGAUAAUCAGACCGCUGCUGCUUUAAACCCUAUAAAGAGCUCUCCUGCACCUCACUUUCAACAACAGCAGCAACAGCAGCAGCAGCGGAGGAAUGGCUUUGGUGAUAGUAAUCAUUUUAACAACAACAAUGAUAAUGUUAAUAACAACAGCAACAAUAAUAACCAUAAGUUCAUUUCUGCCUACGACGAUGGAGUCUCUGAGGAAGGAUCCGAUCGUGAGAUAGAGUCCUUGAUGGUUCCACCUGGUGCUUCCUUUUCAGAUAACAUUGAGGAGUGGAAACGGAAGUUAACCAUGCUUUUGCGAGACAAGGAGAAGCAAGAGUUGGUCUCAAGGGAAAAGAAAGACAGACAUGAUUUUGAACAAAUAGCAGCUUUGGCAAGUAGAAUGGGUUUGUAUAGCCAUCUGUAUGUGAAAGUUGUUGUAUUUAGUAAGGUCCCCUUGCCAAACUACAGAUUUGAUUUGGAUGAUAAGCGUCCACAGAGGGAGGUGAGCUUACCUCUUGGUUUGCUAAGAAGAGUUGAUGCUUAUCUUGGAGAACACCUCUUUCAGAAGUCCAAGACGAAGGAAAGCUUUCCAGACUUUUCCAUUUCUAGAUCAAGCAGCAGUAGUAGUCUAGCUACUGAUGAAGGGCUUUUUGAGCAGCCGGAACCAUUGGCUUCCAGUAAGGCUGUCAUGGAGAAAAUUCUAUUUCGGAGAAGUUUGCAACUGCGCGAUCAGCUACAGGCGUGGCAGGAUUCUCUAGAAGGCAGAAAAAUGCUGGAAUUUCGGAAAAGUUUACCUGCUUAUAGAGAGAAGGAUGCAAUAUUGACAACUGUUUCACAAAAUCAGGUGGUUAUUAUCUCAGGUGAAACAGGCUGUGGCAAGACCACACAAAUUCCCCAGUUCAUAUUAGAAUCUGAGAUAGAAUCUGGCCGAGGAGCUGUUUGUAAUAUAAUAUGUACUCAGCCAAGACGAAUAUCUGCCAUGUCUGUUUCUGAAAGAGUUGCUUCAGAAAGGGGAGAGAAAUUAGGCGAAUGUGUUGGAUAUAAGGUUCGGCUUGAAGGUAUAAAAGGAAGAGAUACUCACCUUCUCUUUUGCACCACGGGCAUCUUAUUGAGAAGAUUGCUUUGUGAUAGAAAUUUAAAGGGCAUAACUCAUGUUAUUGUGGAUGAGAUUCACGAACGUGGAAUGAAUGAGGACUUUCUGCUCAUUGUCCUUAAAGAUCUCCUUCCUCGUAGACCAGAACUUAGGCUGAUUCUGAUGAGUGCGACCCUUGAUGCAGAACUUUUCUCAUCCUACUUUGAUGGAGCUCCUAUACUUCGCAUUCCAGGUUUUGCAUACCCAGUGCAAACUCAUUUUCUGGAAAAUAUCCUGGAAAUGACUGGUUACAGAUUAACCUUAUACAAUCAAAUUGACGAUUAUGGCCAAGAAAAGAUGUGGAGAACAAGUAAACAAGCUCCAAGAAAGAGGAAGAGCCAAAUUGCUUCUGCUGUAGAGGAUGCACUAAGAGCUGCCGAUUUCAAGGAGUAUAGUCCCCAGACUCGGGAAUCUUUGUCAUGUUGGAAUCCUGAUUGCAUUGGGUUCAAUCUCAUUGAAUACCUUUUGUGUUAUAUAUGUGAAAAUGAGAAGCCUGGUGCUGUUCUAGUUUUUAUGACUGGCUGGGAUGACAUAAGCUCUCUGAAGGAUAAGCUCUCGUCUCAUCCUAUUUUAGGAGAUCCAAGCCGAGUUUUGUUGCUUGCUUGCCACGGUUCUAUGGCUAGCUCGGAGCAGAAAUUAAUAUUUGAUGAUCCCAAAGAAGGAGUGAGGAAAAUAGUGCUAGCUACCAAUAUUGCUGAGACAAGUAUCACAAUCAAUGAUGUUGUUUUUGUACUCGAUUGUGGAAAGGCAAAGGAGACCUCGUAUGAUGCACUGAAUAACACUCCUUGUCUGCUUCCUUCCUGGAUUUCUAAGGUUUCUGCUCAACAAAGAAGAGGAAGGGCUGGCCGUGUUCAACCAGGACAAUGUUACCAUCUCUAUCCUAGAUGCGUAUAUGAAGCCUUUGCAGAGUAUCAAUUGCCAGAAAUUUUGAGGACACCAUUGCAGUCUCUUUGUCUGCAAAUCAAGAGUUUGAAACUUGGAAGUAUCUCUGAGUUUCUCUCCAGGGCUUUGCAGUCACCUGAAUUCUUGGCGGUUCAAAAUGCCAUUGAAUACUUAAAAAUCAUAGGGGCCUUGGAUGAGAAGGAAAAUUUGACUGUUCUAGGAAGGUAUUUGACCGUGCUUCCCGUGGAGCCUAAACUUGGCAAGAUGCUCAUAUUAGGUUCUAUCUUCAAUUGCCUGGAUCCAAUAUUAACUAUUGUGGCUGGCCUUAGUGUUAGGGAUCCUUUCUUGACGCCGCUGGAUAAGAAGGAUCUUGCAGAGGCUGCUAAAUCUCAAUUUUCCCGUGACUAUAGUGACCAUCUUGCCCUUGUCCAGGCCUAUGAGGGCUGGAAAGAUGCCGAAAGAGAUUUUGCAGGGUAUGACUAUUGCUGGAAAAAUUUUAUUUCAGUACAAUCUAUGAAAGCUAUUGAUUCUCUUCGGAAAGAGUUCUUCUCCUUGCUCAAGGAUGCUGGACUGGUUGAUAGCAACACAACCACUUACAACUCAUGGAGCUAUGAAGAGCGCCUCAUCCGAGCGGUUAUUUGCUAUGGACUCUAUCCAGGAAUUGCCUCUGUCGUGCAUAACGAAAAGUCAUUCUCUCUCAAAACUAUGGAGGAUGGGCAAGUGCUUCUAUAUUCUAACUCGGUGAAUGCUCGUGAAUCUAAAAUUCCUUAUCCAUGGCUGGUUUUCAAUGAGAAGAUAAAGGUUAAUGCUGUUUUCCUUCGGGAUUCAACAGCUGUUUCUGAUUCAGUAUUGCUUCUGUUUGGUGGGAGCAUUUCCAAGGGGGACACUGAUGGACAUUUGAAGAUGCUGGGAGGAUAUUUGGAAUUCUUCAUGAAACCUGAUGUAGCUGAAAUUUAUCAAAGUUUGAGGAGAGAACUAGACGAGUUUAUUCAGACCAAACUUCUGAAUCCCAGGAUGGCCAUACAUACAUAUCAUGAGCUUCUGUCUGCCAUACGCUUACUGGUCUCAGAGGAUCAAUGUGAUGGCAAAUUUGUAUUUGGUCAUCAAGUUCUCAAGCCCUCAAAGGUAUCUGUUAUGGCAACGCAACCAAACUUAGUGUCAAGGACUGAAAGUGGACCUGGAGGUGACAAUUCUAAGAGUCAGCUACAAACAUUGCUAACCAGAGCAGGGUAUGCUGCACCGUUGUACAAGACGAAACAGUUAAAGAACAACCAAUUUCGAGCUACUGUGGAGUUCAAUGGAAUGCAAAUUAUGGGGCAGCCAUGCAACAACAAGAAGAGUGCAGAGAAAGAUGCAGCAGCUGAGGCCCUGCAGUAUCUGAUGGCUGGGACCCAGACAGGCCAAGAAUACAUCAAUCACGUGUCAAUGUUGCUAAAGAAAAGCAAGAAGGAUCAUUACUGACCUAGCAUCAUCAAGCUUCCCAUAGGCAGCUUUUUUUGAAUGCAACAAGCGCGUGUGCAGAGCCAUGCCUGAGAAUGCUAAAAUAUGGUCUCACUGAUAUGCAGGUCUGGAUCUCCUCACUCGUUAAAGCGGAAACAGACAGUGGAAUUGCAGUGUUGCUUUAUGAAGCUUAACAUUAGCUUGAUAUUUGGACAUGGCCGUUGAGAAAUAUAGCAACCUGGCGCCAGACUCACAUGCGCAUGCUGGUAACUUGAAAACCAAUUUGGAUAGUUAGAUGGGUUUUAGACAAGGAAUUUAGCCAAUUGGAAGAGUUACCGUUGAAAGGAUUGGUUGUCAUUUUGUGGUUGCAUGAUUGAUGUUUUUGGGCAAUGUGUUUAUCUCAAGUAGAUUAACUGAGUGGCUGAAUAUUAUUGGUGGAAGUAUAUAGGCUGAUUUUAGAGAGGAACAUGACUAAGUUUAACCCUUCUGAGUUUAAUAGAGCUAUUCUUUUUCUUUUUUAUUUUUUCUAAAGUUGAUUCUUGUAUAUUAUUAUGAUACUUUAAAGACCGCAGAGGCUUGUAUAUUGUAAUGGUUGAACUCCGAAUGCAGCACAGCAUGUAGCUUUUUUCUUCUUAUUAUCAGAAGCUCCAGUGCAGUUUCUUUUUUCGUUA